Molecule: messenger RNA, 3473 nt
Organism: Capsicum annuum
Lineage: Eukaryota; Viridiplantae; Streptophyta; Magnoliopsida; Solanales; Solanaceae
Product: wings apart-like protein 2
Exons: 13
Coding region: 323-3142 (939 amino acids)
Biological process (GO): regulation of chromosome condensation
Source: RefSeq, a predicted model, not a curated record
ACAGCAAGUCGUGAUCUUCGAUUUUUUUCAAAUCUUCAAAUCAGAGCAAUUCCAAGAACACUUUCUAUAAACCCUAAUUUCAUUUUCCAAAUUACCCCCAAUUUUCGAUUUUAAUUACCAAAAUACCUCAGUAUUAUUGUUGUUCAGUUGAUUCAGAGAUAGUAAUUUUGAAUUCUCCGUCGGGACGUUAAAACGUACGGACGGCGGACUAUACCCUAGUUUCAGGUUCCAAAUUACCCCAAAUUUUCGAUUUUAAUUACGAAAAUACCUCAGUGUUUUCGCUGUUUAGUUGAUCCAAGUGCUAGGAAUUUUGAAUUGGAAAAUGAUCGUUAGAACGUACGGCCGUCGGAGUAGAAGCUACUCGGAAUCAGGGUUAAACGACGACGUUUCCGACCAAACACUUCCACCGGAGAAUACUCAAGAUAUUUACAGUUUUGGCUUUUCGUCUCAAGAUUCGGUUCACUGGUCGUCGAAUUUCAACAAUUCAGAUCCGUAUGAUGCCGGGACAUCUCAAGAAUUGACGAUUUUGCCCUCAAGAAAGGAGGAUAGGGAUUUGGAUUUUGAGGGUGAUGAUGGGGUUUUAUGGAAACCCAAGAAGGUAAAGAUGUUUGAUUGGGAGACGUACAGUUUGAAUUCAUCACAAGAAUCCGAUGAAUUUUCGAUGGAGUAUGGGAGGUUUGAUGGGGGUUUACAGGAACAGAAGGUGAAGAAGACUGGGACGGGUAAGGAAAAUGGGGUUUUGUUAAAGAAGAAGAAGAAGAAGAAUAAGGUGAAACUCAUGGAGCUGGGAUUGCCUUCGUUGGGACCCUCAGCGACUUUGAUGGAGACUCAAGAGUGUGGUGAGAUGAUGGAACAUAUGGAUGAGGUGAAUUUUGCAUUGGAUGGUUUGAGGAAAGGGCAGCCUGCGAGAAUCAGAAGGGCGAGUUUGUUGUCGUUGCUAUCUAUAUGUGGAACAGCGCAGCAGCGUCGCCUUUUACGGGCUCACGGGAUGGCAAAAACAAUUAUUGAUGCUGUUUUGGGACUCAGCUUUGAUGAUUCACCCAGCAACCUUGCUGCAGCAGCUCUAUUCUACAUUUUGACCAGUGAUGGAGGAGACGACCAUCUUCUUGAUUCGCCCAGCUGCAUUCGCUUUCUUAUCAAAUUGUUAAGACCAGUUGCUGCUCCUGCUUCCACAGCAAAGGCUCCAACUAUUGGGAGCAAACUUUUGGCUAUGCGCUUGGAUGCUGAUGUGUCUCAUGAUUCUGUAAAAGGGACAGAUUCUACUUCCUCUUCAAUAAUCCGCAAGGUGCAGGAGGUUCUUGUUUCUUGCAAGGAAAUAAAGCCAAAUGAUGGACAUGAUGGACAUGACAGAGCAGAAUUAAACCCAAAAUGGAUUAGUUUACUGACGAUGGCAAAAGCUUGCUUGUCUGCUAUCUCUAUUGAAGACACUACUGGUACCGUGCGGAGAAAUGGGGGAAACUUCAAAGAAAAGCUGAGAGAGCUUGGAGGACUUGAUGCAGUCUUUGAGGUGGCAAGGAGUUGUCAUUCUGUUUUGGAGGGAUGGUCAGAGCAAAGCUCACAAUGUAUCUUAGAUUCUAAAGAUAAUGCUGCCGUAGAAAGUCUGGUGCUACUCUUAAAAUGUUUGAAGAUCAUGGAAAAUGCGACCUUUCUUAGUACGAAUAAUCAGAAUCACUUGCUUCAAAUGAAAGGAAAAUUUGAUAGUCUGAACUCCCCAAGGUCUUUCACAAAGCUAAUCUUAAGUGUGAUCAAGAUUCUCUCAGGGGCUUACCUGCGUAGAACUUUAUUGGCAAGUUCCAACGAUGGAAAAGUCUAUAACCUUUCUGAUGGAACUGCUCGUGCUUCAGAAUUACGUUUACUAUCAGACGAGAAAGAUGAAGGCUGUCAGAUUGUGUGCAUUGAUUCUUCUACGACAUGCUAUACAAGUGAAGGUUUCUGUUCCCAAAAGAACUUAGGUGAAACUCAAACUGAUCAGAUUGGUUCGUCCACAUCUAAUUUAGAAUUCACUAGCACUUCCACCAGUGAUUCUUGGCAGCUUAAACUGAGGAUUGAAUCUUCCAAGUCUGGGUCAUGUAGUGGAACCUCUGAGGACUUCAGUUUUGGGGGCAAAAAGAAUUCAUCAAAAGUGAAUUUUUUGAUUGGUGAUAGUCACAGAAGUAAUGGAGAUAAGGGACUUGAACUUAUGGAAGAUAGUCAAGAUCCUUUUGCAUUUGAUGAUGAUUUUGAACCUUCACGAUGGGAUUUAAUGUCUACUAAGCCAAAGGUGUCUAAAACUCAAGUUAGGCAGACAUCACUUCUUGAACGUGAUGAUGAAUACCAAUCUCUCAUUGUGCGAAGCCAGCAAGAGUCAAGUGUCCAGGAGAACAAACAAGAGUCAAGUAGCAAGGAAAACAAUCAAUCUGGUCAAACCUUUUGUACUUCUGAUGCUGAUGAAAUGUCGACCCUUCUGGCAGAUUGCCUUCUCACAGCUGUUAAGGUCCUGAUGAACUUGACGAAUGACAACCCUAUGGGCUGUCAGCAAAUUGCUGCCAGUGGUGGACUGGAAGCUUUAUCUGCUUUGAUCGCCAGCCAUUUUCCAUCCUUCAGCUUGCAUUUGGAUUGUAAUGGGUCAUCAAAAUCAAGUGUUGGAUCUGAUAGUGCUUGCCAUCUCAGUGAUCAAGAGCUAGAUUUUCUUGUUGCUAUUUUGGGUCUGCUUGUCAAUUUGGUGGAAAAGGAUGGCGGUAACAGGUCUAGACUUGCAGCUGCUAGUAUUUCAUUGCCUGGCUCAGAAGGUUUGUUUAAGGGAGAGACCCAGACCGAUGUUAUCCCUUUGCUAUGUGCAAUCUUUCUGGCUAAUCAAGGGGCUGGAGAGGCUGCUGGGGAAGGAAAAUGUUUGCAAUGGGAUGAUGAAGAUGCUGUAUUACAGGGGGAGAAAGAAGCUGAAAAAAUGAUUAUCGAAGCUUAUUCAGCUCUCCUUCUUGCCUUUCUUUCAACGGAGAGCAAGAGCAUACGGCUGGCAAUUGCUGGUUAUUUACCAGAUCAUAAGUUGUCCGUUCUCGUACCCGUGCUGGAGAGAUUUGUGGAAUUCCACAUGACUCUGAACAUGAUUUCGCCGGAGACUCAUUCAACAGUGCUUGAAGUAAUAGAAUCUUGUAGGGUUCAGUGAGAGCAGUAGAUAUCUCCAUUGUUUCCCUUUCCUUUCGCGUCUUUUCCUUGAAGAUAUGGCGACAAUGAGACUGUACAGCCUACCUACCUACUCUUGUCUGCAGCAUUGGUGCAUUACAAAUCCCAUCUCAGGAUUUUUAGACAUGUCCUUUGUUUGACUAUGAUUUCUCUCAUCUUUAUUGAAACAUAUAAUUUUUUCCCCUAUUUUCCAGCCGAUUGUCACCUUGUUUGGUGUGGGCUGAGAUGCUUGUACAUGCAGAAAGAUUAUGAAUGUGUAACAACGAUUGUAAUUUCUAGUAAUUUUUUAGUUGAUGGUUACUCUCUCUUGACAA